AUGGACGAGGUUGACGGCAUGUCGGCCGGUGAUCGCGGCGGUGUCGGAGCUCUGGCGAAGUACUGCAAAAAGACAGAAGUGCCUCUGAUUCUCAUCUGCAACGAGCGUCGUUUGCCCAAGAUGAAGCCCUUCGAUCAUGUUGCCAUGGACAUUCAGUUCCGACGACCGACAGUCGAUCAGGUUCGAUCUCGUAUCAUGACCAUCUGCCACAGGGAGGGACUAAAGCUUCCCCCUCCAGUGGUCGAUGCGUUGAUCGAAGGCAGCAACAAGGAUAUUCGUCAAAUCAUCAACAUGAUUUCGACAGCAAAACUCGACCAGUCAGCCAUGGAUUUCGACCAAGGCAAGGCCAUGACCAAGGCUUGGGAGAAGCAUGUCGUUCUGAAGCCCUGGGACAUUUGCCAGAAGAUGCUCGGAGGCGGCCUCUUCGCGCCUUCUAGCAAUGCCACGCUCAAUGACAAGAUUGAGCUCUACUUCAACGAUCAUGAGUUCAGCUACCUGAUGAUCCAGGAAAACUAUCUUCGAUGUAAGCCCAUGGCGUUGAACAACAGAGGUUACAACAAAAGGGAAGAGAACCUCAAGGCGCUCGAACUUUUUGAUCAAGCGGCAGAGAGCAUCAGUGACGGUGAUCUCGUCGAUCGCAUGAUCCACGGACCGCAGCAACAGUGGAGUCUCAUGCCAACGCAUGCAAUCUUCAGUACCGUACGCCCUGCCAGUUUCAUCGCCGGCCAACUCAUGGGAUCCAACUUUACCUCGUGGCUUGGCAACAACAGCAAGACGGGCAAGCUCAACCGAUUCAUCCGUGAGAUUCAUGCUCAUAUGCGACUGAGGUCCUCUGGUGACGCGAAUGAGAUUCGCCAGCAAUACCUUCCUGUCCUGUGGGAACGGAUUAUCCGCCGCCUUGACAUUGAGGGCAAGGACAGUGUCUCGGACAUUAUCGAUCUUAUGGACAGCUACUACUUGACUCGCGAUGACUUUGAUGCGAUGAAGGAGUUAGGUACAAUCAAAUGUCCCACCCUGUUCCUUUCAUGA
Molecule: messenger RNA, 1029 nt
Organism: Verticillium alfalfae VaMs.102
Lineage: Eukaryota; Fungi; Ascomycota; Sordariomycetes; Glomerellales; Plectosphaerellaceae
Product: replication factor C subunit 1
Exons: 2
Coding region: 1-1029 (342 amino acids)
Biological process (GO): DNA replication
Cellular component (GO): DNA replication factor C complex; nucleus
Molecular function (GO): DNA clamp loader activity; ATP binding; DNA binding
Source: RefSeq, a predicted model, not a curated record